AACAUAAGCUUUUUGUUGGUAUGCUUCCAAAGAAUGUCUCUGAAGCUGAAGUUCAAUCUUUAUUCUCCAACUAUGGGACCAUAAGGGAUCUACAGAUUUUAAGAGGUGCUCAACAGACAAGCAAAGGCUGUGCUUUUCUUAAGUAUGAGACAAAAGAACAAGCUGUUUCUGCCAUGGAAUCCAUCAAUGGAAAACAUAAAAUGGAGGGUUCGACUGUUCCUUUAGUUGUCAAAUGGGCAGAUACAGAACGAGAAAGACACACAAGAAGACUUCAAAAGGCUCAAUCUCACAUCGCUCGACUAGGGAAUGGUGAUCCAACAAAUCCCUCAUUGUUUGGAGCCUUACCCAUGGGUUAUGUUCCACCAUAUAAUGGAUAUGGUUAUCAUCAGCCUCCUGGAACUUAUGGUUACAUGCUACCACCAAUUCAGAACCAAGCUGCAUUUCCCAAUAACAACGCAUUGCAAGGAACAUCACCUGACUCUGUGCCACCUCGGUUGGCACGUAGAAACUUUCCUAUGCCUCCUGCAAACUACAUGGGAUCUGGUUAUCCUGCUGUAAGAGGUCAUCCUUUUCCAUUGGCUUAUCCCAGAGGAAUUGUUAGUCCUCGCCCUCUAGGUAGCUCCCCUGGAUCUAUAUCACCUGGUAUUGGCAACAGUGGCAUGUCAACAACACCUUUAGGCAUUGGUUUGAGUUCCGUGGUUCAAGCCGAAGGCCCCGAAGGUGCGAAUCUGUUUAUCUAUAACAUACCUCGGGAAUUUGGGGAUCAAGAACUCGCGGCUGCAUUUCAACCUUUCGGUAUUGUUCUGAGCGCCAAAGUUUUUGUAGACAAAGCCACUGGUGUAAGCAAAUGUUUCGGUUUUGUUAGUUAUGACUCACAAGCAGCCGCUCAGAACGCUAUUAACAUGAUGAAUGGUCGUCAUUUAGGCGGUAAGAAAUUGAAAGUCCAGCUUAAGAGAGACAAUAACUCCGGCCAGCAGAGUAGUAAUCCUCCCUUGAACUCCUAAAAGGCUAAAGACGCUGAGCCAUCUUCUCUCUUCGACUUAAAAGUUCAUAACAGAAAGAAAAAGAAAAAAAAAACAUUCUGGCUAAUGAGUUGACCCGGUUCAAGAUUUGGGUCGAUCUUGAAUUGGAUGCAUCUGUAUAAAAUCCAAAUCUCAUUGUGGGUCAAAAUGUCCCAUCAACUUAUAGCUGCAAACUGGAUCAUCUUUUUUUAAUCAUUUUUUUUUUCUUCUUCUGCAAAUAACAAUUUGUAAUUUAUGUGUAUCAAUUGAAAUUCAUGUAGACAUUUUAUGAUCUAUUAACAUUAAAUUCAUUGAAUUUUUCUUCUA
Camelina sativa (false flax) is the source of this 1328-nucleotide messenger RNA. NCBI's taxonomy places the organism in Eukaryota, Viridiplantae, Streptophyta, Magnoliopsida, Brassicales, Brassicaceae. The record is from RefSeq and is a predicted model, not a curated record.